This is a messenger RNA of Oncorhynchus gorbuscha (pink salmon), 2054 nucleotides long. RefSeq names its product abl interactor 1-like. Gene Ontology annotation, cellular component: intracellular anatomical structure; lamellipodium. Gene Ontology annotation, molecular function: SH3 domain binding. The transcript is spliced from 11 exons. Lineage: Eukaryota; Metazoa; Chordata; Actinopteri; Salmoniformes; Salmonidae. Bases 408 to 1907 code for a protein of 499 amino acids. The record is from RefSeq and is a predicted model, not a curated record.
UGGGACAACAUUUUGUCUACCUUUUUAAAAAGCAUAUAUAUAUAUAUUAGAUACACACGAACGAGGACAAAAUGUUAAAAUAUAGCAUAUAGAUUGCAGCAAAAUCGGCGCGCCAUCAGUGGCACACUAGCUACCUUAUGCCGCUAGACCCGAUCGCUAUUCAUCAGCUCUGGGUUCAACAAGCCACAAUCGCACUCAAAAUCAAUUGAUCCACAACUAAUCGAUGUAGUAUCUGAACCAAUCACAGUUGACAACGAGUCCAGAGCGCGGUCAAAUGUAACAGUGAUAAAAUCGAGGCCAGAAGUGCCAAAUACCAGGCGGGGGAGCCCCUUUCUCACCACACCAAAAGCAGCAUCGCUUUGCCUCAUUGAAAGGAAAGGGAGGAGAGAAAUGCAGAGGGAUGUAAGAUGGCAGAACUACAAAUGUUGCUAGAGGAAGAAAUUCCGGCCGGUAAACGAGCGCUUGUGGAAAGCUACCAAAAUCUAUCGAGGGUUGCAGAAUACUGUGAAAACAAUUAUGUACAGGCCCAGGACAAGAGGAAAGCUCUGGAGGAGACGAAAGCCUACACCACCCAGUCCCUGGCCAGCGUGGCCUACCAGAUCAAUGCCUUAGCCAACAACGUGCUGCAGCUGCUGGACAUCCAGGCCUCGCAGCUGCGCCGGAUGGAGUCCUCCAUCAACCACAUCUCUCAGACGGUGGACAUACACAAGGAGAAGGUGGCGAGGCGAGAGAUUGGCAUCCUGACCACCAAUAAGAACACGUCGCGCACGCACAAGAUCAUUGCCCCCGGCAACAUUGAGCGGCCGGUCCGGUACAUCAGGAAGCCCAUCGACUACACACUGCUGGACGACGUGGGCCACGGUGUCAAAUGGCUUAAAGCCAAGCAACAAGGCAACAACCAACCAACGAGGGGAGGAGGAGGAGGGACAUUAUCCAGGACCAAUCCGCCCACACAGAAGCCCCCAAGCCCGCCCAUGGCUGGACGUGGAACUCUUGGGCGAAACACCUCCUAUAAGACCCUGGAGCCAGUCAAGCCGCCAACAGUCCCCAACGACUACAUGACCAGCCCUGCCCGACUAGGCAGUCAGCACAGCCCUGCACGCACAGCCUCCCUCAACCAGAGACCCAGAACACAUAGUGGCAGCAGUGGGGGUAGCGGGGGGCGAGAGAACAGCGGUGGCAGCAGCAUUAGUGUUCCUCUGGCCGUGCCCACGCCCUCCCCUCCCAGCCUGGGACCAGCAGCGGCCCACCAAGGCCCAGGCCUGGGUCCCAUCCCUAUGGCCCAGUUUGGCACCAUCUCACGACAGGUCUCCCGCCACAACUCAGCCACUUCCUCAGCCUCCAUGGUGUCGGCCACGGGUACCUACCGCCGGGCGCCCUCCGGCAGCUCCCAUUUCUCCAUGUCCCAGCAGCCCCACCUCAACGGGGGCCCUGCCUACCCCCAGAACUCAGUGUCUGUAGCUCCUCCUCCUCCUCCUCCUAUGGUCCAGCUGACACCUCAGAUCCCUCUGACCGGCUUUGUGGCCAGAGUUCAGGAGACCAUUACAGACGACCCGGUCCCCCCUCCACCGCCCCCUCCCGAGGACGUGGUCAUGUUUGACGAGCCCUCGCCCCCUCCCCCGCCCCCGCCCGUGGACUACCAGGGGGAUGAGGAGGCGGCCGUAGUGCACUACAAUGACCCCUACUCUGACAGAGACCCCCACUGGGCCCCCAAGGCCUACGCUGAGAAAGUGGUGGCCAUUUAUGACUACUCCAAGGACAAGGAGGACGAGCUGUCCUUCAUGGAGGGCUCCAUCAUCUACAUCAUCAAGAAGAACGAUGAUGGCUGGUACGAGGGCGUCUGCAACGGCGUCACCGGCCUCUUCCCCGGCAACUACGUAGAAUCCAUCAUGCACUACACAGACUAAGGGCGGCCAUUUUGAAUGAGAAAAAAAUGCCAAGAUGUUACCAAAAAAAACAACCAUUUUGAAUCAAGUGUUGUGUUUAGUAUUUGAAACGACAAGGUAGGUUUUAGUAAGAUGUUGGCUUUUUUUUUGGGGGGGGGCAACUCUUAU